This is a messenger RNA of Moneuplotes crassus, 2041 nucleotides long. The record is from the annotation of a GenBank genome assembly. Lineage: Eukaryota; Ciliophora; Spirotrichea; Euplotida; Euplotidae.
UCUCAAUAUGUUUCGAUCAUACCAAAAAAGUUCAAGCAGAGGGUCCUCUAUUAGGUCAAAUAGGAGGAAUAUAGGAAUGUCGAUUGGUAACCCAGGCCAAAGAGGAAUGUCAAGGGAUUAUAAAACUCAUAAUAGAAAGUUAAAUAAUACACAGAACCAUAACUCAUCCGUAGCUCUAGACAAAGUAAACUCUCUGAGUAAAGUGAACAGUAGUUUUAUGGAAGAGAAUAAACUACCAGUCCUUGGAUUGAGAAAAUAUAUGAUUGAUACAUCAUUUGAUCCCAAUAAACCAAUAAACCCCUUCAAUGUGAACAGAAAUACUGAGAAGUUACUUAUGAACAGAGAAAGAGAAAGACUCAAGGAGAGAGUCAUGCGAGAGCAUCGGAAGGGAGCCAAAGUUCAUCAAAAGACUAUUGCCGGCCGUACUAACAGAGCAGGUGUUAUUCGACAGAUCAAUAUGGUCGGUACCAAUAGCACCACUUCACAAGACAACAAAGACAUAAGAGAGAACUUCCGGGAUUUUAAAUAAAGCUAGUGCAGUUCAAGAUGGAGAGCAAACUUCUAUGGUUCAAAAGGCUAAUAUAUUCGAUAUGACAGAGGCAGAUCUUGAAAAUUUUGCGAAUGGAAAGUACACCGGGCCUACUGACCAAAAAGCAAUCCAAAGCAAGGAUCAGGCCUCUCGACAAAGAAGGGCUAGUAGUAGCAGACCUCCAGAGCUAGAGUCCUUAUCUGACAACCAGCUUGAGCUGCAUAUCUCGAAUAAGGAUUAUUUACAGAGAGUUCCCAAAACCUUCAAUAACCAAAAAGAAUCAAUCCGUGACUUUAUAAACCACGGUCGUGAGAUUCUCAUUACCCAAAUCACCAUCAACGACAAGAUAGAAGAGACUAAGCAUCUUCAAGAAUUCAUUGAGAGUGAAGAAGAGCAGCUAAAGGAAGGCAGGAGAUUAUUUGAAGAAGAUAAGCAGAAGUUUAUGAAGUACUUAGAGAACCAAGAGAAUCAGACCAACCAGGCUAGCUUAGAGAGUAAAUAAACUUGCUGAGCAAAAGCAGAGACUUAUGGAUGAAAUCCUCGAACUCAACAAGAAAAUGAAUGAAACAGAUACAGAAAUGCGGAAGGUAGAAGACCUUCUCAAUGAGUUUAAAGAAUGCAAGGACUUCAUAGAUAAGUUAGCCGAGUUCAGAAGUGUCAGGAACGAAAGCGAAGAAGUAUCAGAUACAGGAAAUGCCCCUAACACUUUCCUCACACAGAAAGAAAACGGCUCUGAGCCCUCUAACUCAUCAGUCUCUGACGAAUCCCAUGUAAAUGAGUUCAACUACGAAAGAAGGAUCGGGUUUGACAAGGAAAAACUUCUAGCCCUGUUCCAAGACAUUGAGGAAAAAUAACUUGUUCCUCAUAAACAAUAUUCAGGACGAAGAGCAGAUCCUAGAGUACAUCUACAAGAACAAGUCAUUCUUAAUAACCCGCAAGAAGGCUGAAAUAGAUAACGUCAAGAAGAACAUCGAGAUCACGACUUCUACGAUAAAAACCCUACUUUCAGGGAUGGAGCCACUAGAGAGAAAACCCAAGAUUGCUAAAGAAAAAGAAGAGGAAAGGAAAGACAAGAAGAAAGUUGAAGACCCGGAAGAGAUCAGGAAGAGAGAAAUCAAUGAACGAAGAAUCAAGGAAAAAUCUUUAGUUUAUGGGUCAAAGGGGCCUAAUAAAUCACUCAAAGCUGAAGAAAUCGAACUUCUUAGCCUUAUAGAGUAUAGAAUGUAUAUGGAGAGGACAAAUAAAGCAUUGCUUGAUAAAGUUGAGUAUGAGAUUAACCAAGAAAGAAAAGCACUCAAUCAUAUCAGGAAUAAAAACCUUGAUAUUGAAAAAGCUAAUAGAAAGAAACAAAAGAAUCUUCAGAAACUUGAAGAAUUCGAAAAUAUGAAAAUCUUUAGAGGACGUCCAAUGAUGAAGAGGAUGGGCAAGGAAGAGAUUAAAGAAAAUGUGCAGAAAAGGAACCUCAAGGAUGAAAUCCAUGAAGAUUAUAAGCGCUAUGUGGCAGGUUCUUAA